AUGUGCCAAGACCUGAGACCUGUUAACACUUACACGCAACCAAAUCCGUGGCCCCCAGAAAUUAUACUCGAGUACGCAAACUACAAAGCCGCAGACAGUUUAUCCGGAGCAGCUUCAUCAAGCUACCGACGAGAACGGAGGAGAAGAGAGGCGGAAGUGAAUGCGCUGGCCUGGACCAGUGGUAGGCAAACAUAUACACCAAUGAACCUCACCCCUGAGAGUCACUAUGAGCUUCUACCAAUGGCGGUUGAUUGGAAAGACAAGGCUCAAACUCACCACGUGUUGCGAAAAGGCUUCAAUGAUGCUCACUCUAGAGCAUACAAGUCACCCAAAGACAAAGAGAAGCAUCAAAAGAAAAUCGAGGAGGCCAAACGCACAGUAAAGAGCGCAGGAAAAAAGGUGGACGAGCACGAGCUAUACCAGGGACUUUUCAUGCAAUCUGACCCAUACGACUCUCUCGACUGGGCAUCAGCAGGUAGUAGCAAACAAGCAAAUCGCCAAAGGAUAAAGGUCUAUGACUAUGGUAAAUGA
Letharia lupina is the source of this 531-nucleotide messenger RNA. RefSeq lists its product as uncharacterized. The transcript is spliced from 4 exons. Lineage: Eukaryota; Fungi; Ascomycota; Lecanoromycetes; Lecanorales; Parmeliaceae. The coding region runs from base 1 to 531 and encodes 176 amino acids. The record is from RefSeq and is a predicted model, not a curated record.